Molecule: messenger RNA, 1770 nt
Organism: Perca flavescens (yellow perch)
Lineage: Eukaryota; Metazoa; Chordata; Actinopteri; Perciformes; Percidae
Gene: dvl3b
Product: dishevelled segment polarity protein 3b
Exons: 14
Biological process (GO): canonical Wnt signaling pathway; intracellular signal transduction
Cellular component (GO): cytosol
Molecular function (GO): frizzled binding
Source: RefSeq, a predicted model, not a curated record
UUCCGGAGGAGACAGCGAGCAUCAUCAGAGACCUGCAGCAGCUGGACCGACCGAGACCGAGACAUCUGGACCAGAACGGACCGAGAGACCAGACAGCAUCCCUCCCCGUGUCUCUCCUCCGGGCCGGUGCGGUGUUCCGUGCCGUGCGUGCUUCAUGCGGGACAGACAGACAGACACACAGACAGGCAGACAGACAGGUGUGUCUCUCCUCCGGGCCGUGCCGGGCCGUGCCGGAGCUCCAUGGGGGACAGCAUGGCGGAGGAGACCCGGGUCAUCUACCACCUGGAGGACCAGGAGACCCCCUACCUGAUCCGGAUCAACGUGCCCGCGCAGCGCGUCACCCUGGCGGACUUCAAACACGUCCUGAACAAACCCAACGUCAAAUUCUUCUUCAAGUCCGUGGACGACGACUUCGGGGUGGUGAAAGAGGAGAUCAGUGAUGACGAUGCCAGACUGCCCUUUGUGAACGGACGAGUCGUCUGCUGGCUGGUGUCUUCAGAAACCUGUCAGUCAGAUUUUCGGGGCUCUGACCUCCAGUCUAUAGCCACGCCCACCUGCCUGGCCCCGCCCCCCAUCGAGAGGACCGGUGUGAUUGGACAAUCCAGACCUUCGUCUUUCCAUGCUGCUGCUGUGGAGGAUGAGCAGCAGGGCUCAGAGAGAAGUGAGAGAGCAGCAGAAGAAGAAGAAGGCGGGCGUCUGAAUGGCCACGCCCACCGACCAGCUGACCAGAAUGGGGCGGAGCCAACUGGUGAAGGUGACAGCUCGUCAACCCAACCGAGCAGCCAAUUAGAGACGAGCAGUUUCUGCUCCUCUGAGGAAGACUCGGGAGGAAGGUUCAGCCAAUCAACAGGGCAGAGCAGCUCGUCGCCACGACUCGUCAGGCGACAACGCCGUCGCCACCGGAAACCCAAAACACCGCAACGGAUGGAGAGGUCUGUGUCUCUCAGCAGUGUCACUGACUCCACCAUGUCUCUCAACGUGAUCACAGUAACUCUGAACACAGAGAGGUAUAACUUCCUGGGUAUCAGUAUCGUAGGUCAGAGUAAUGACCGAGGAGACGGAGGGAUUUAUAUCGGCUCCAUCAUGAAGGGAGGAGCUGUAGCCGCAGACACUCGCAUAGAGCCGGGAGACAUGUUACUACAGGUGAACGACAUCAACUUUGAGAACAUGAGUAACGACGACGCUGUCCGAGUCCUGAGAGAAAUCGUCCACAAACCAGGUCCGGUGACGUUAACGGUGGCAAAGUGUUGGGAUCCAAACCCCAGAGGCUGCUUCACGCUGCCGAGGAGCGAGCCGGUUCGUCCGAUCGACCCGGCUGCCUGGGUGUCCCACACCGCGGCCAUGACAGGCCGGCUCCCCCCCCACUACGACCUGCAGGAAGAAACCCAUCUCACCAUCCACAGCGACAUGACGGCUGUCGUCAAGGGGAUGGCCAAUCACGAGUCGGGCCUCGAGGUUCGGGACCGCAUGUGGCUGAAGAUCACCAUCCCCAACGCCUUCAUUGGUUCUGAUGUGGUGGACUGGCUCCACCGUAACGUGGAGGGUUUCACCGACCGCCGGGAAGCUCGCAAGUACGCAGGAAACCUGCUGAAGGCCGGCUACAUCCGCCACACGGUCAACAAGGUGACCUUCUCUGAACAGUGCUACUAUGUGUUCGGAGACCUCUGUGGAGAUCUGGGUGUGAUGACUCUGCAGGAUCUGGAAGAAGACUCCAGUCCACUGGGUCUGGUCCCAGGCCCCCAGAGGCCCCCCCGCUGUCCCCCCGGACCC